GCCUUGGAAUCUUUCAUUUAUUUCUGAUUGUUGGCUCAGAAUAUUUUCAUCAUCAUAUUAUUACUGUAACUUGAACUCUGAGGUGAGAGAUGAAGUUAUAAUCAUAAGAAAUACAUUUCUGGGGGGGAAUCCUGCUAUGCAGAUGACGUGAUUUUUGCAACAGUGAUGUGAUAUAUAUUUAUCAGUAGAUGUUAAUUUAAGUCGUGUUUGAACGAUAUAUGCAGAUACCAUGCACGUGAUAUGAAAGCUUGCCUGCUCAACGGAAUAUCUUUUUACUUCGCUUCUUUUUUCUCCAAUAGGUGUAUUUAUUGUAAACUAUUACACCAAAAAACAUAAAAUGAUGAAUUUCAGUCAACCAGCAUUGGCUGAAGAUUCGUACUUCUGUUUUGAGUCUGUGAACGGGUCUUGCCCGAAGAUCAUCUAUCCAACAGUGAUACGGAUUCUGCUGCAAAUUUUCUUUUCAGUCAUCCUUGUCGUGACAUUGUGUGGAAACAUUCUCGUCAUCAUCUCCAUCACUCACUUCAAACAUCUGCACACUCCAACCAACUACCUCAUCCUCUCUCUGGCAGUGACGGACUUCCUGCUGGGAAGCGUUGUCAUGCCUCCUUACAUGGUUCGAGUUAUUGAAUCAUGCUGGUAUUUCGGGGACGUGUUCUGUAAAAUCCACAUGAGUGCAGAUAUCAUUCUGUACCUGGCAGCCAUGUUAAAUCUUUCUUUCAUUUCCAUCGAUCGAUAUUAUGCGGUUUGUCAGCCCCUCCACUACCGGAACAAGAUCACCACUUGUGCCACGACGAUCAUGAUCCUCAUCUGUUGGGGUUUGUCUGCUUUUGUUGGGUUCGGGUUGGUAUUUCUGGAGCUGAACUUGUUGGGCAUCGAAGACUUUUAUUAUGAACACGUUGCUUGUGCAGGAAGCUGUGUUUUGUUUCAGGGCAAAACAGCAAGUUUAAUAUGUUUCGUCCUCACUUUUUUCAUCCCUGGGCUCAUUAUGCUGGUCAUAUAUCAAAAAAUCUUCCAUGUUGCACGGAAGCAAGCCCGUUGUAUCCACAGCACUGCCGGUAACAAUGCACACUCUGAAAUCAGCAAAAUGGAGAGAAAGGCUACAAAGACACUAAUGAUCGUCAUGGGGGUAUUCCUGUCGUGCUCUACACCCUUUAUUUUGACAAACCUAAUUAACCCGUUCAUUAAUUAUUCCAUUCCACCUGUGUUGAUUGAAACACUUUUCUGUAUGACCUAUUUAAAUUCAACAUGCAAUCCCAUUAUUUAUGCUUUCUACUACAGUUGGUUCAGGAAAGCGUUCAAAAUGAUCAUUUUUGGUAAAAUAUUUCAAGCUCAUUCCUCAACAGCUAAAUUAUCUACAGACUGACAAUCUCCUUAUUUAUUUUUGAUAAAUUCAUUUUGGUUUUUUUUGUGAUCAUCACAUUGUAUAUAGACAAAAAGUGAUUUCAAAUAUUUUAAAUAAUGUCCUUUUUAUGAAAAAUAG
Messenger RNA from Anguilla rostrata (American eel), 1480 nucleotides. RefSeq names its product trace amine-associated receptor 1-like. NCBI's taxonomy places the organism in Eukaryota, Metazoa, Chordata, Actinopteri, Anguilliformes, Anguillidae. Bases 338 to 1363 code for a protein of 341 amino acids. The transcript has a single exon. Gene Ontology annotation, biological process: adenylate cyclase-activating adrenergic receptor signaling pathway. Gene Ontology annotation, molecular function: trace-amine receptor activity. Gene Ontology annotation, cellular component: plasma membrane. The record is from RefSeq and is a predicted model, not a curated record.